This is a messenger RNA of Trypanosoma rangeli, 366 nucleotides long. RefSeq lists its product as uncharacterized. The record is from RefSeq and is a predicted model, not a curated record. Lineage: Eukaryota; Euglenozoa; Kinetoplastea; Trypanosomatida; Trypanosomatidae. The transcript has a single exon. Bases 1 to 366 code for a protein of 121 amino acids.
AUGCGUCGGACCUUUCUUUCCUUUAACAAGGAUGGAAGAGCUGAAGAACGACUGAACGGCUUUUUUUCCAUGGUUGAGGAGCCGAGAGCGGAGUUUAUGACCAGACGCCAAGGAUUGCAUACGCGAGAGGAGGCGAUAUUUCUUGUCGAUGAAGAUUUGCUUCUCAACCAUCUCUUGGCUGCCACUCCCUUGAAGUAUGAUGCAAAAACAGUUGCAUUUCAGGACACUCUUGAUGAGAGAGUGGAGGUGGGCGAUAAGGUUCGACUUUCACUCGAAUUGCUGCGGGACGAUUUUGGUGAGCGACAACAGAAAGAACCCAAAUACGUUGACUGGGAUUCAAAAUUACCUGCUUUUCGUGGUGAAUAA